Messenger RNA from Arabidopsis arenosa, 1773 nucleotides. The record is from the annotation of a GenBank genome assembly. Lineage: Eukaryota; Viridiplantae; Streptophyta; Magnoliopsida; Brassicales; Brassicaceae.
AACACACUCUCAGGUACGAACCGACGUCGUCUUCUCUUUUGUUUUCUCAGAUUCGGUUUUUGUUCGUCUGUGAUCAUUGUUAGUUCAUUUUGGGGGUUUAGGGAUUUGAAAUCCUCACGUUUCAGCACAUUCUUUGUGGUGCCCAUCUAUUCUCUAGCCAGUUUCGAGUUUCCUGAAGAAAUCAAAUGGGUUCAAGAUACGCAUCUCACCAGCUCAGCAAUGGGCUUUUUGUGUCUGGCCGCCCAGAGCAACCCAAAGAAAAGCCUCCAACAAUGAGCUCGGUAGCCAUGCCAUACACCGGUGGUGAUAUCAAGAAAUCAGGAGAAUUAGGGAAGAUGUUUGACAUUCCGACUGAUGGGACUAAGUCAAGGAAGUCUGGCCCCAUAACUGGAGGAUCUUCAAGAAGUGGUACGCAAUCAGGUCCAGUGCCUAAUGCAACUGGUCGUAUGUCUGGUUCUUUAGCUUCUGCUGGCUCAAAUUCAAUGAAGAAAACAAAUUCUGGGCCUUUGUCUAAGCACGGGGAGCCUUUAAAGAAAUCCUCUGGUCCGCAAUCCGGUGGUGUAACAAGGCAAAAUUCCGGCCCUAUUCCUAUACUCCCAACUACAGGUCUCAUAACAUCUGGGCCAAUUACCUCGGGCCCUCUAAAUUCAUCUGGGGCUCCUAGGAAAAUUUCUGGUCCUCUAGACUAUUCUGGUUCGAUGAAGACACAUAUGCCUUCAGUUGUCCACAACCAGGCGGUAACUACCCUUGCUCCGGAAGAUGACUUUUCCUGCAUGAAGAGCUUCCCCAAGCCUGUGCUGUGGCUGGUUAUACUUAUAUUUGUAAUGGGGUUCCUCGCUGGAGGGUUCAUUCUUGGAGCAGUUCACAAUGCAAUUCUCCUCAUUGUUGUUGCGAUCUUGUUCACAGUUGUUGCUGCACUUUUCAUUUGGAAUAUUUCUUGUGAAAGGCGUGGUAUCACAGAUUUCAUUGCUCGUUAUCCUGAUGCUGAUCUUAGAACUGCCAAAAACGGUCAAUAUGUGAAGGUCACUGGGGUGGUCACUUGUGGUAACGUGCCUCUGGAAUCAUCCUUCCAUAGAGUUCCCAGAUGUGUUUACACGUCUACUUGUCUAUAUGAGUACCGUGGAUGGGGUUCAAAGCCAGCCAAUGCUUCACAUCGUCGCUUCACAUGGGGACUGAGAUCAGCAGAGAGGCAUGUGGUAGACUUCUACAUUUCUGAUUUCCAAUCUGGGCUCAGAGCAUUGGUCAAAACUGGAAACGGUGCAAAGGUAACACCUCUCGUCGAUGAUUCUGUUGUCAUCGAUUUUAAGCCAGGAAGUGAGCAAGCCUCUCCAGACUUUGUAAGGUGGUUGGGUAAAAAGAAUCUAACCAAUGAUGAUCGAAUAAUGCGGCUUAAAGAAGGGUAUAUCAAAGAAGGAAGCACAGUAAGUGUGAUUGGAGUGGUUCAGAGAAACGAUAACGUGUUAAUGAUAGUCCCGACGACAGAACCAUUAGCAGCUGGUUGGCAAUGGAGUAAGUGCACAUUCCCUGCAAGUCUCGAAGGAAUUGUAUUGAGAUGCGAAGAUUCAUCGAACGUAGACGCAAUUCCUGUCUGAUGCAGUAGUAGUAAGUCUUUCUUUUCCUUCUUCUUCCACGGUUGGUAGACGAAAAUCUCACUGUUCCACUUCGGCUUCAUUAAUAUUUUUCAUGAAAUCUGAAAUGUGUUCUUGGUUGGUGGCUUUUCGCGCUCUACUGAUGAUGAUUCCUUUGGUUGGUUUAUGGUAGUGUUUCCUUUUU